UCCCUAACUCCCAUCAUCUUAUCUGUGUCUCCUCCCUCCCCUAUAUAACCACCCUCCGCCUUGCUCACCUCAAGCACCCACACCUCUCACUCUUUCUCAUUUACUCAGCUUCCUCCUCCUCCGCCGCCGUCGUCUCCGACAUGACCACUCACAUUGACAACCUCUGGUUCUUCCUCUUACCCUCCAAAUGCACCCGCGAUAACCUCCCCUGCACCCUCUUCCUCCUCCUCCUUCUCUUCCUCGUCGUCUCCCUCUUCCACUGGUCUCACCCCGGCGGUCCUGCCUGGGGCAAGUACUACUCCUGGAUCCGAAAGACCAGCCCCGCGAUUCCUGGUCCCAGAGGCUUCCCUCUCCUUGGCAGCAUCACCCUCAUGUCCUCUUCAAUCGCCCACCGCCGCAUCGCUGCCGCUGCCUUCGCAUGCAAAGCCAGGCGCCUCAUGGCUUAUAGCCUCGGCGACACCCGGGUCAUCGUGUCGUGCCACCCCAACGUCGCCAAAGAGAUCCUCAACAGCUCCGUCUUCGCUGAUCGACCCAUCAAGGAAUCCGCUUACAGCUUGAUGUUCAAUAGAGCAAUUGGGUUUGCUCCUUACGGAGUCUACUGGCGUACCCUGAGGAGAAUCGCCACGAAUCAUCUCUUCUCUCCCAAGCAGAUAAAAGCGUCCGAGUCUUGCAGGUCAGAAAUCGCUGCUCAAAUGGUGGGGGUGUUUGGAAACGAGGCUAAUUAUAAAGGCUUUCCGGUUCGGCAUGUUCUGAAGAAGGCGUCUCUGAGCCACAUGAUGAGCUCCGUGUUUGGGAAGUGUUAUAGAGUGGACGAGUCAAACUGGGAAAUGGAGGAACUAAGCGGCUUAGUGGAAGAAGGCUACGAGUUGUUGGGCACCCUUAACUGGGGGGACCAUCUCCCUUGGCUUUCGGAUUUGGAUGCUCAGCGAAUACGGUUCAGGUGCUCCACGCUGGUCCCCAAAGUGAACCGGUUCGUUGGUAAAAUCUUAGCCGACCAUCGAGCCGAAAAGGACCGAACCAACCGGGAUUUUGUUGACGUCUUGCUCUCCCUCCACGGACCCGAUCAACUAUCCGACUCCGACAUGAUCGCCGUACUCUGGGAAAUGAUAUUCAGGGGCACUGACACGGUGGCGAUUCUGAUUGAGUGGAUAUUAGCAAGGAUGGUGCUUCAUCCCGACGUGCAGUCAAAGGUUCAAGCGGAGCUUGAUCAAGUGGUGGGGAAGUCACGCGCCGUCACCAAGGCUGACGUGGAGACCAUGGUCUACUUGCCGGCGGUGGUGAAGGAGGUGUUGAGGCUGCACCCGCCCGGCCCACUGCUCUCGUGGGCUCGCUUAGCCAUCAACGAUACGACCAUUGAUGGGUAUCAUGUGCCCAGGGGGACCACGGCCAUGGUGAACAUGUGGGCCAUAGCACGGGACCCAGAUGUGUGGAUGGACCCGCUGAAAUUUAUGCCGGAGAGGUUCGUUUCCGGCGAAGAGGAGGGAGAGUUCUCAAUAUUCGGUUCGGAUCUCAGGCUGGCACCAUUCGGGUCAGGCAGAAGAAUGUGCCCGGGAAAGUCUUUGGGCUUCGCCACAGUGACCUUCUGGGUGGCUUCGCUUUUGCAUGAGUUUCAAUGGCUGCCGUCAGAAGAGGCUGAGGUGGAUUUAUCAGAAGUGCUGAGGCUAUCAAGUGAAAUGGCCAAUCCUCUCAUGGUCAAAGUGUGCCCUAGGCGUGGUGGGUCAGGCUAAGCCAUCCUUAAAAUUAAAACAUCAUCCGAGCUAAGGGCAGAAAGGAAGAAAAAUUAAUAAAAAAAAAAAGGGAAGGAGAAUUAUAAGAGCGUAACGUGGCAGAAAAAUAUGAUUAAGAAAUUACAGAUUGAAAUAAUUACGAAUGAGCAUAUUAUAAAUAUGGAUACGACGGAAAGGCGUAUCUAAUAUAAUUAUAUGUUUAUUCGUAAUUAGUUGAAUCUAUGCAUGUUUGAGGUGGUUGGUGAGAGGCGAAGGAGGCAACAACUGAUACGAUGAAGGAGUGAGGAAGGCGAGAUGGUUGGAUCAGUAUUUGUGUAGUGAUGGGUCUUCAACUUUAAUUUUCUCUUGCUGUGUUGUUUUUUUUCCUUUCUGUUUUUGGAGUGUAAUUUGACGGUAGUCGAGUAUGAUCAAGUAGUGUCUCAAGUUGUAUGUGUUAUUAUUAGAAGAGGAUUAAUCUCUUGUCACUGUAUAUACUGCUAAGUUAAUACAAGUCUUUUAAUUAGUUUAUGUA
This is a messenger RNA of Neltuma alba, 2238 nucleotides long. Its product is annotated as cytochrome P450 78A3. The record is from RefSeq and is a predicted model, not a curated record. NCBI's taxonomy places the organism in Eukaryota, Viridiplantae, Streptophyta, Magnoliopsida, Fabales, Fabaceae. The coding region runs from base 141 to 1727 and encodes 528 amino acids. The transcript has 2 exons. Gene Ontology annotation, molecular function: heme binding; monooxygenase activity; iron ion binding.